Molecule: messenger RNA, 2120 nt
Organism: Cuculus canorus (common cuckoo)
Lineage: Eukaryota; Metazoa; Chordata; Aves; Cuculiformes; Cuculidae
Gene: P3H4
Product: prolyl 3-hydroxylase family member 4 (inactive)
Exons: 8
Coding region: 27-1418 (463 amino acids)
Biological process (GO): peptidyl-lysine hydroxylation; collagen fibril organization
Cellular component (GO): endoplasmic reticulum
Molecular function (GO): collagen binding; protein binding
Source: RefSeq, a predicted model, not a curated record
CGGGGCGCUGCGCGGGGCAGUGCGCGAUGGGGCCGGGCAGCGCGGGGGUAGCGCUGCUGGCGCUGGCGGGGCUGUGCGCGGCGCAGUACGAGGAGUACAGCGUGCGCGGGUUCCCCGCGGCUGCGCUGGAGCCGCUGCAGGGCGCUUACGCGCGGGCGCUGGCGCAAUACGCGGAGGCGCAGUGGGAGGAGAGCGCCCGGGAGCUGGAGGCGAGCCUGAGGCUCCACCGCCUGCUGCGCGACAGCGAAGCCCACUGCCACCGCCGCUGCUCCGCGCAGAACCCCGCGCAAGACCUCGCGCAAGACCCCGCGCAAGACCUCGCGCAAGAUCCCGCGCAGGAUUCAGCACAGAAUUUAGCACAGGACCCCGCGCAGGAGGAGGAGGAGGAUCAGGAGGAUUCCGCCGCCUGGGAAUGGGAGCGGGAGAUGCAGCUCUUCGGGCAGCUGCUGCGCCGCGCAAGCUGCCUGCGCGCCUGCAAACGCGACCUUCCCGUUUUCCAGCUGCGCUACCCCCCCGCGCAGACGCUGCGCGAUUUUCAGCGCCGCAUGCCCUACCAGUACCUGCACUACGCGCUCUUCAAGUCCAAUAAGAUCGAGAAAGCGGUCUCCGCUGCCCACACCUUCCUGCAGAAGAACCCCAAGCACGAGAUGACCUUGAGGUACCUCAACUACUACAGGACGAUGGUGGACGUUGAUGAAUACCUGGUCGACCUGGAGGCUCAGCCCUACGAGCCGAUAUUCGUGCGGUCGGUGAAGCUCUACAACAACGGGGAUUUCCGGAGCAGCGCAGCUGACAUGGAGCAGGCGCUGACUGAGUACUACAAAGCGUACGAGGACUGCCUGGCGGGCUGCGAGGGCGCUUACGAGGUGCAGGAGUUCAAGGACUUCUACCCUGCCAUCGCAGAUCAUUUCGUGAGCGUGCUGCAGUGCAAGGUGGACUGUGAGACCGAGCUCACCCCCAACGUAGGCGGCUACUUCGUGGAGAAGUUUGUGGCCACCAUGUACCACUACCUGCAGUUUGCCUACUACAAGCUGAACGACAUGCGGAACGCGGUGCGCAGCGUCUCCAGCUACAUGCUCUUCGACCCUGGUGAUGCCGUGAUGCAGCAGAACCUGGUCUACUACCGCUUCCACCGCGAGCGUUGGCGCCUGCAGGAGGAGGACUUCGAGCCCCGGCCGGAAGCCGUGCGCUACCACAACCGGACGGCUGCCCAGAAGAAGAUGCUGGACUUUGCCAAGCAGUACCUGCAGGCUGACGAUGAGAUGGAGGUGGACGGCGAUGAGGGGCCAGAGGUGCAGGACCAGCCUUCCGACGGCGAGUUCGAGGGCGAAGGCGACUACGAGGAGGGAUUCUUUGCAGAUUGGUGGCAGGAACCCAAGACCAAAGGGGACAAAGCUGACCAAGAGACCCUGGAAUAAGUCAGGCGAAGAGGUGCCUGGCCCUGAUGGAGCUGGGUGGUGGUGGCCCUGAUGGAGCUGGAUGCUGGUGGCCCUGCUGCAUCAUGCCGUGGGGGCUUUGGGCUCCUGCCAGCUGCCACGCAGAGACUCGGGCUUGCGGGGAUGGGCUCAUCCUGCCCAUCUGGACAUCUGCUUCCUUGAGCACAGCCCGAUUCCCAUCGGUUGAGCGCCGGCACUGCCAAAUCUCCCUGCUCUCCCAGGAGCUCACCCCAGGCCACCACUGCCCUCGAUGUCCGCAGGAGCCCUGGCCAGGGGGGAAGCCCUGCAGCACUGUGGUUUACUGUGUCCCUCAGCUCCUCUCCAGGAUGUGUGGACAGUGCGCCAGGACUGACCCCUGUGUUGUCUUGAGGGUUUGAGGGCUGCCCUGGCUCUGGAAGCAACACCCGCUGCUGUCGGAGCCAGGCAUGGGUGCUGGCCCUGCUCCUCCUCAGGGCUCUCUGAGCUCCUAUCCAGGUCCCUCCAGCUUCCCAGCCCACCCCCAGAGCCCGGGAUCCCUUCGGAGCCCACAGCCCGGUGCUACAGCGGAGCUCCCGGUGUGUCAGCAUCCGCGUGGCUGCAGCGGAGCGAGGCUGCGUCACCCGUGCCCUGCGUGUGCCUUGAAUUUUCACCACACCAACCCUCUAUAGCCUUAAGCUCUGUUAAUUUAAUAAUUCCCAACUUGCA